Exophiala spinifera is the source of this 3171-nucleotide messenger RNA. RefSeq lists its product as uncharacterized. Bases 1 to 3171 code for a protein of 1056 amino acids. The record is from RefSeq and is a predicted model, not a curated record. The transcript is spliced from 6 exons. Gene Ontology annotation, molecular function: GTP binding. NCBI's taxonomy places the organism in Eukaryota, Fungi, Ascomycota, Eurotiomycetes, Chaetothyriales, Herpotrichiellaceae.
AUGUCCGAGAGGACGCACAUCAAACGAUUAAUUGUGUGUGUAGAUAGCGAGGACACAAGUGAGGAUGGGACACAAGGUAGCUCGAAUCCGAGCAACGUCUUCAGGCUCAGAAGUAUCAUACCGAAUGCUUUAUGCUACGACGCACACGGCCGUGCAGUCGAACAGAUUGUCCGAUAUUAUCGUGCGGUAGAGGAUGGUCCGAAAUUCUUGGACCGACUGAGAAGCCGAAAUUCAGCACCUUAUUAUGAACAACAAAUCAAGGACAUAGUCAAAGAGAUAUGCGAGACUCUUGACGAAACCAGAGACGAGCUGUUCUUAUAUGGUUUCGGACAUGGCGCCUUCAUCGUGCGCGCCGUAGCAGGACUGCUCGAUGUCUUACAUUUGCCGAAACGGGCCUCGAUGAAACAUUUCGAUAGACUCUACCAAAGUAGCCUGGACGUAUUCAAAGCAAGGGCCGAAGAUGACAGCUCAAAUGGCCCUAAAAUUGUCGAGUUUCUGAGAUCGCAUUCGACCCUCCCUGUACAAAUUCAUUUCGUCGGAGUCUUCGACACGAUCAAGUACACUGCCGAAGGUAACAUGCACGAUGUUUCUCUGGUACCUUCCAUACGACACAUGCGCCAUGCACUAGCAAUGAAUGAGACGCGACCUCAGCUAAGCCUAGAGGCACUCACCUCUCCGAGCAACCCCUCAGAAUUACAGGGAAGAAGCUUUGUUCAAGCCUGGUUCAUGGGGUCGCAUCAAGAUGUUGGGGGUGGUGUCGCCCACGACGGCCUGUCGUUGUACCCACUCCAGUGGAUGAUUAUCGAAAGUAUACGAGCUGGGUUGGUGAUACAGCCCGAGGAAGAAGGCAGGCGGGAUAGAGAGGGCGCGUUAUCUUUGGCGUUCCCUCAAUACACGGGUGAAUUACCGAAACUCGGAAGUGGUGAGGAAAUUGAGUGGACUAUGAGGCAAACCAACGGUAUAGAAACCAGCCUUUUCGACCUUCAGAUGAGUAUCAGUGGUCCAGCAGAUGAGAAACAAGGUCACAGCAUUCGAAUCAAUACGCCGAAUACUUUGUACAACAGCCAGCGGAAGAUAUUCAGCAAAGGAGGAUUGAUAGAUUAUAAUCCCAACGACCCUCAUGGGACGAUAAUACACCCUUCGGUAUUCUGCAUACUGGAUAGAUACCCCCGAUUCAGUGAACAAUCUCAAUUCAAGGCUCUCAAGAAAGACAUUUCCGAUUACCGAGAUCGAAGUACGGAAGAUUCCAACAACCUACCACCAUGGUUAGAAGGGAUGCAAUUGCAAGCCAGUGGCGUGAAGGCAUUCAGGAUCCUGGUGUGUGGAAAGACAGGAGUCGGCAAAUCCACCCUAAUCAACAAAGUCUUUGGGGUGGAAAUGACUGAAGAAUCCCAAAGCUACAAACAAGGCGAUCACGACAUCAAUCAAGCAUUUGAAUCUCCCAACCAUCCGGGGCUUUUGAUCCACGAUUCACGAGGCUGGCAAGCAGGGAGUGACCACGAAUUAGACCUCAUUGCCAAGUUCCUGCGCCAUCGAGCCUUCCAGCGUGAUCCAGCACAGGCACUACACGUAAUUUGGUUCUGUGUCGACUCGGACGUCAGCCGUAUCGAAGAAGCAGACAAACGCACCUUUGACACUAUCGCGCAGUUCUCACACAACGUGCCCGUCUUCGUCAUAGGCACGAAGAAGGACAAACUGGUGGCGUUCCACAAGAUCAAACUUCUCGAAAGUUACAUGGAGAAGACAAAUAACUAUCUCGAGUCGAAGCGCCUGGCCGAAGAAGAAGCCGAUACGCUGGCCGAGGAGCAGUUUCUGUCUCUCCGGGACGAAUUAUCACGCAUCAAACACUACAAGGCCGAUGGAUACUGUUGUCUUUCCAAAGAUGAUACCCCAGGCGUCCGCAAACUCUUGAACUCCACACUCGAGCUAAUCGCCGAUGAUAGGGUUCGUCUCUUUGCCGUGGCGGCGCAGGUCGUGGAUGUCGAGCAAAAGAUUGACUCAGCCAUUACAGAAUGCAUGCGCCUGGGCACACACGCCAUCCGCACGGCGAUGGUUCCGCUCCCAUUCUCGUCGGCUAUAGGAACGCCCACCGUGGCGCGGAUCCUCUGCGAGCACAUGUUGCUGUGUUUCGGCUUUCCCAAAGCUAUGCCAGACGCCGUCGAGGACAUCAUGAAUCGCAUCGUGCUCGGCCACCUGAAGGCCUUCAUGGCUGUGACCGCGGCCGAGUUCUUAACCGUCGGUCUCGCCACGGCAGGGCUCGUCGUCGCAACCAUGGGUGCCGGGGGCGUCCUCGCUCUUGCAAGUUGUAUCCUCGCUGCCCCACCGACGGCAAGGAUGCUGUUCAAGUGCGCAUGCGACAUGAUCCUAAUCCUCGAGCGGUCGUUUCGGUAUCGCGGGAGAUACGUAUCGGUCAAGCAGAUCGAGGAUGCUGCCGUGUAUUACACCACGGCCACGUUCAAGACAUUCGCCGGCAAAGAGGUGUUACUGCAGACGCACGUGCACGAUUCUGUGGACAAGCUGAUCCCGUUGCGCAAGAUCGGAGCAGGAAUCCGGUUCAGCAGACUCCGUCCCGGUCUCGAGGAGAUCAUUUACAGCAAUCGCUUCGAGAAGAAAGAGACUGACAGGCAGGGGAGUGCUGCGUCUACCUCACUUCCAGCGGAGUUAGCUGGCGACGAGAUCCUCGAGCUCGACGCAGGCCCGACACCUGCCGCGACCGAGUUGCCCGCCGGCGGAACUAGAGCACCACCGAUGAUUGUCGAACUCCCCGCAGAAGUCCCAGACGAGAAGCAGAGGAAUGUGUCGCGCGUCAGCCCAGAGAGCGAUGUCAGCAGACUCCGCUCGAGCACCGCCACGAGCACGAGCACACACCUGACGGACCUGUCGCCAGUCAGUCCCGAGGCCGAGGUUGCCAGGAUAAGGUCCAGCGCGACCAUGACUACGAUAGAUGAACUGCUGAGCAACGAGGAGAAAAUGAAUAUGUCCAACAGGUCGGCGACAACUAAUAGCGAGCGCGGCCAGGACGAGGCAGGAAGUGCAAGCCCUUCGUUGACUUCGCCUUCGACAUCGACUUCGACGGUCACGAUAGAUAGACUGAAGAGCGAGAGUCUGUUUUCGAGAGGGACCAAGAAGUUGUCGAGGUUUGGAUUGAAGAAGUCCAAGACGGGUGGAUAG